Messenger RNA from Anopheles bellator, 2046 nucleotides. Its product is annotated as RNA-binding protein 28. Bases 76 to 2046 code for a protein of 656 amino acids. The record is from RefSeq and is a predicted model, not a curated record. NCBI's taxonomy places the organism in Eukaryota, Metazoa, Arthropoda, Insecta, Diptera, Culicidae. The transcript has a single exon. Gene Ontology annotation, molecular function: RNA binding.
ACGUGUUUCGCCUUGAAACCCUGAAACAAGGUUUUGGAAAAUUCGCCGGCCUUUUUACUAGUUUGUCGAGCAAACAUGCGUUCGAAAGGUAAACAUGCGGCUCGGAAGCGUCGGGAGAAAGCGAGCGAAAACAAUAGCACCCACAUCGAACACGCGGAUGAAGAGGCGAAUAGCGAUGGUUUCCGUAAGCAAAAUUACACUAAAACGGGUCUCCGUAAGCGCAGCCGGGCGUUUAAUUACCGCCAGCAUCGUAUCAUUGUUCGCAAUAUAUCGUACAAACUUACUGAAGCAAAGCUCCGCAGUGAAUUUGAGCGCUUCGGAGAGCUGGAAGAGGUAAACAUAUUGAAACGACCGGACGGAAGGUUAGUCGGAUGUGCGUUUCUGCAGUUUUGCCGAAAAGAAGAAUCGGAACGCGCGGUGCGCGAGAUGGACGGGGAAGUGUUUAUGGGACGAAAACUAGAGGUUCGGUACUCGCUGGACAAGUCUACCUUCGAGCGGGGUAAACACGCAAAAGAGAUCAAACCGGAAGAGGUGAAGGAAGAAAACGGAAGCGACGGUGAUGGGGACGUUCAGGUUAAGGAGGAGAGCAGUGAUGAUGAAGAGGAUAGCGAUUGCGAUGCUGAAGACUGCAACGAGGAUGAGCACACAGAAGAGGAAGUCGAAGAAAGCAGCGAUACGGAGCAGGAAGACGAGAAACCGGAACUGCCCCUUAAAGGUGCCGUGAAGCGCGAGAGGAAGCCCCACAGUGAGCUUGAAGAAGGUCGCACGGUGUUUGUUAAGAACCUACCGUUCGAUGUGACCGCGGAAGAGCUGAAAGAUGUAAUGUCGCAGUUCGGCAUUGUGGAGCAGGUCCUCAUCAACAAGGAACCCAUCUCGGGACACUCGAAAGGAUCAGCAUUUGUAAUUUUCAAACUGAAAGACUCGGCCCAGAUGAGCUGCCGGCAAAGCUUCAAGUUGCAGGUGCACGAUCAGUUCAUUGAAAUUCUGGAAGCAUUGCGCAAGAAGGAUGUCAGCGAGCGGGAAAAGGCACGAUUGGGUCGUCAAGCCAAGGAUUCGCGCAAUCUGUACCUGCUGAAGGAGGGCCUUAUCAUGGCCGGUUCGCCGGCGGCCAAAGACGUUUCCAAGCCGGACAUGGCGCAAAGACUGCGGCUGGAGCAGCGUAACAAUGAGAUGUUGAAAAACUACAAUCGCUUCGUUUCGCGCGAAAGGCUAACGAUACACAACAUACCGGAACAGUUCACAAACGAGGAUUUGCGAAACAUGGUCCUAAAGAUCACAGCGCACAAGCCGAGCGAGUGUCGCGUCAUGCGCGACACGCGUCCCACUUUCGGCAACCCGACGGGACGGUCCCGUGGGUACGGCUUUCUGUCGUUCAAGCGGCACGAAACGGCACUGGAGGUGCUGCGUAAGCUCAACAACAAUCCGGCCGUAUUCGGGCGAAACCACCGUCCGAUCGUUUCGUUCAGCAUCGAAGAUCUCAAGGUGCACAACAUCAAGCAAAAGCGAUUGGAAAAGUCACGCAUGAACAACCCGACGUACCAGAAGAAGAUGGAGGAGCUACGCCACAGGAAACAACAAAAGCUGCUCACCAAGAAGGAAAGCAAGCGAUUGGCAAUGGAAAAGCUGGCCGUAGCUCCCAGUGCCGUGUUGCAGAAGCUCAACAACCCAAAAGCUACCAGCGACGUCCCUGCAGGACCGCGGAAGAAAGAUCGCAAACGGGACGCGGAAAAGAUGGUCACACCGUUUACGGGCGAGCUGUCGAAGAAGGGUAAAGCGGGUAUUCGGUCGAAUCGUAAGCUGGUGUCCCAAGCGGAUGCCCACAUGCAACGCUUGAAGGAGGAGCGCAAGGAGCAGAAAAAGAAGCGUCUUCGGCAGGAGCACGACCGCAAUCGCAAGCUUAAGGCUUCGCGCAAGGUUACGCAGAAAGUCAACCUGGCGGAGCUGCAAAAAGAGGACAGCUACUUCAAUGAAACCGUUGGCAAGUAUAAGAAUUUGAUAAAUCAAGCCACCAAACGAGAAGCGAGAGGCAAAUGGUACGGCGAAUAA